GCGGGGGUCCUUCUGGGGGCCGCGGCCUCCUGAUUGCCGCGAUAUCGUCACGUUUAGCCUUCCUGCAGAGCGGAGGAGCCGCGAUGUCCGAGGGCCCGUGAACGCGUCACAGAUGCACCUGCGUCUGACCGACGCUCGCUCAGCGCCGCGCUCUGAUUGGCCCGCUGCUCGCCAGGAGGCGGGCCCUCUGCGCCGGAGCCCCGGCGGAUGAUUAGGCGGCGCACCUGACUGUCAGCACCCAGCGCGCCCUACCUGCCACUUCCUGCUGUCGGGAUCUAUUCCUCCUUUAUUCUCUCUCUCCCUCCCUCCGCCAGACCCCCCGCGGAGCAUGUGGCACGUCGCGGCCACGCGUGCAUGAUUGCGGCUCAUGUGUCCCGCGCGGCGCGUGCACCCCGCGGACCAGACGCGGCGACCUUGGCUUCAUGUUCGGCUCAAGACGAGCAGCAGGAGGAGUAUCCCUCCGCCGGAGCCUCCGCGGACGGACUGCUUUUAAUGGGGAUUACUGCCGCGUUUAAAUAGAGAAGAAGAAGGAGAAAAGGAAGAAGAAGAAGAAGAAGAAGGAGGAGAAGAAGGAGGAGGAGGAGAAGAAGGAGGAGGAGGAGGGACUCUGUGGAGGAAGGCAUGGACGAGGGGUUAUGUGUGCCCUCCAGCUGAAGGCCUCUGGUGCCCCGGCCUGUGCAGCCCGCCGGCCCGUCUGUGAGGAUGUACCGCAGGAACGGGCUUUCAGACGGCACCAGCAUCCACUCGCUCACGUCGGAGGCCAGCAGCAGCUCCGACUCUCUGGACGUGUCGUGUGUGGACUACGCCAAGAGCUACGACGCCAUCGUCUUCGAUGUCCUGAAGGUGACGCCCGAGGAGUUCGCUAGCCAGAUCACCCUGAUGGACGCCCCGGUCUUCAAGGCGAUACAUCCAGAGGAGCUGACCAGCUGUGGCUGGAACGGGAAGGAGAAGCACCGCCUGUCCCCCAAUGUGGUCGCCUUCACACGCAGGUUCAACCAGGUGAGCUUCUGGCUGGUGAGGGAGAUCCUCACGGCCCACACGCUGAAGACCAGAGCCCAGAUCCUGAGCCACUUCGUCAAGAUAGCAAAGAAACUCUUCGAGCUGAACAACCUCCACUCGGUGGUGUCGGUGGUGUCGGCGCUGCAGAGCGCCCCCAUCUUCAGACUCAGCAAGACCUGGGCGCUGAUCAGUCGGAAGGACAAGGCCACGUUUGAGAAGCUCAACUAUCUGACCUCCAAGGAGGCGAACUACACCUGCAUGAGGGAAUACAUCCGCUCCCUGAAGAUGGUGCCCUGCAUCCCGUACUUCGGGAUCUACCUGCUGGACAUGAUCUACAUCGACUCGGCCUCCCCGGCCUCGGACAGCAUCCUGGAGACGGAGCAGCGGACCAACCAGAUGAACAACCUGCUGAGGCUCAUCUCCGACCUGCAGAUGUCCUGCAACUACGACUCCUUGGUGACGCUGCCUCACAUCCAGAAGUAUCUGCUCUCCGUCCGCUACAUCGAGGAGCUGCAGAAGUUUGUGGAGGACGACAACUUCAAGUUGUCUCUGCAGAUCGAGCCCAGCAGCAGCUCCCCUCGCAUCGCCUCCUCCAAAGAAGACCUGGCAGGCCUGUCGGAGGUCUCGGCCUCCCUGAGGAACCGGCGGCCCACCUGCCCCGACGCCUCCGUGGCGUUCCGGACCCCCACCCCUCCCCCCUCUCACCACAGGAAGAGCCACAGUCUGGGGAACAACAUGAUGUGUCAGUCCGGCAUGUCGGAGAGCCGCAGCGCCACGUUCCCCAUCGAGAAGCCACGCCACCUGCUGGACGACAGCUUCCUGGAGGCCCAGAGCCCCGCGAGGGCCGGGCCGCACGCCACAGCCAACGGGCUGUCAGCGGGCAGCAGUGAAAGCUCUUUGGGGGAGGAGCUAUCUGCUGGGAUGGAGAGGGGGCGCAUGUACGCCACUCUGGGCCCCAACUGGAGGGUCCCGCUGCGCACCUCCCCCCGAGGCCGGAGCUACUUCUACAGCUCCUCUGCCGGUAACUCGUGUUACGGCUGCAGCGAUGCGGGCGGCGUGGCGGUGGAGGGGCCCCUGAGGAGGAGGACCCUGCUGAAGGAGGGCCGCAAGCCCAAGCUGUCGCCGUGGACCAGGUUCUGGAUCGCCCUGUCCGGGUCCACGCUGACGUUCUACGGGGCCAAAGCACUGAGGGCCUCUGAGAGGAAGCAUUACAAGACCAGCGCCUGUAAGUCGGUGUGUGUGACCGGCUGCAUGGUGGUUCUGCCCGACGACCCGGCCAGACCCAACAUCUUCCACCUCAACGACCCGGACAAAGGAAACGUGUACAAGUUCCAGACCGGGUCGAGGUUCUCAGCCAUCAUCUGGCACAAGAACCUGGAGGAGGCCUGCAGGAGCAGCCGACCUCAGAUACCAGCCAACCUCAUGUCCUUUGAAUGAGAGCCGGGCCGACCCGCUCCAUCGGGAGGACAGAAGGACAGAGGACAGAAGAAAAGGACAAAGGAAGAGAAGAAGUUCUCCAGCAGCUCUGUGUACAGAAACAACGAGGAACCCUGAGAGGUUCUCCAAUGACGAAGCAGAACCUGGAUCGGUUCCCUCGAUCCCUUGUCCACUCGUUCCCUUGUUCCCUUGUCGCCCUCAGCAGACAGGAAGUGGUGUUAUCUGAUGAACAGUGCACAGAGAGCUCACUUCCUGUUUACAGAUCAAAGUCACCACAGAAGAAGAAGUUGUGUAAAUAAUGUAUUUAUUGUAAAAGAGUUUAUUUUUGUGACCGUUGGAAACGAUGAAGAGCGUGAUCACCCCCUGCUGGUGGGAAGAGGAACUUCAGCCCUGACCUCCAGCUGGGAUGAGGAACACAACAACAACAACAACAUGAAUCACUGAGACGCUCACACACCUGUGGACUCAUUGAGGUUCUGAUGAAGACGAGGAGGAGACAGAUGAAGAUGUUCAAACAUCCCAUAAUCACUCCUCCUGCCUCCUCCCUCCUCCCUCCUGCCUCCUCACCAGCUGAUGAUCAGAAAGAAGAAGAAAAGAAGUCAUAGUUUGACUUCCUGCUUCAUCUUUUACCAUGAACUCUAAGAAGUGGGCGGAGCCACGGUGAGGUCACCCGUUAUUUUGUGGACUGCUGGGUUUUUGGGGGGGGGGGGGGAGGGGGGAGGGGUGGAGCUUUCAUGGAACUGUCACUCACAGGAAGCCCCGCCCCUAAAGCAAACCCUCAUGCUCCAUGUUUAUGAGGGACGAGUCCUCUCCUCAGACUGUCUUCACCCGGAGGCGUCGCCCCCUGCUGGUCAAUGGAGGGAAUGGACGUCGCCCCCUGCUGGUCAAUGGAGGGAAUGGACGUCGCCCCCUGCUGGUCAGUGGAGGGAAUGGACGUCGCCCCCUGCUGGUCAGUGGAGGGAAUGCACGUCGCCCCCUGCUGGUCAGUGGAGGGAAUGGACGUCGCCCCCUGCUGGUCAAUGGAGGGAAUGGACGUCGCCCCCUGCUGGUCAAUGGAGGGAAUGGACGUCGCCCCCUGCUGGUCAGUGGAGGGAAUGGACGUCGCCCCCUGCUGGUCAGUGGAGGGAAUGCACGUCGCCCCCUGCUGGUCAGUGGAGGGAAUGGACGCCGCCCCCUGCUGGUCAGUGGAGGGAAUGGACGUCGCCCCCUGCUGGUCAGUGGAGGGAAUGGACGUCGCCCCCUGCUGGUCAGUGGAGGGAAUGGACGUCGCCCCCUGCUGGUCAAUGGAGGGAAUGCACGUCGCCCCCUGCUGGUCAGUGGAGGGAAUGCACGUCGCCCCCUGCUGGUCAGUGGAGGGAAUGCACGUCGCCCCCUGCUGGUCAGUAGAGGGAAUGCAGCUGUAAGACACUUUUCCAACCCAUAAUUCUGCGGCCUCGUCCAUAACUCACUGAUUAUCGGACCAAAGCCAUGAAGGAAGAUCCAGUUGUAUUAAAUCAAACUUUUCCUUCAAGAGUAGAACAAAACAAAAAGUAAAUGUGGCUGAACAUUUACGACUAGAUGCCAUAACUCUGAUGUGAAUCCUAGUGACCGUCAGACAUUUGUAAUAUUAUCAAGAAACAAUUAAUUAAUUCUCCAGUAUUAUUAUUGUUAUUGUCCGUCUGCAGCUGAAUGCAGCGCUGAAGGUUUUUUACAAGAUAAUUCGUGGUGCCACUUCCUGUCUGGAUCCCGAUGCUGAACGUCUUCACAGCUCAGCGUUCAGUGGAUCUGUGUGCUAAAAGAUCAAUGAUCAGAAUCAUUGAUCCGGGGUGAACGACUGAUAUCAGCUGUUGCAGCUCCAUAUUGAUGAGGUAGCUCUUGUGAUCUGGAUUACACCAACAAGGGUUUGAUCUUUUACUUUUAAAGUGGAUGGAAGCCAACGGCAUGCUGGGUGAUGAUCACCAGCGCACCAGAGCCUGUUGCAGUAGCUUCCUCGAGCCACCAGGGGGUGCACAGCCUUCCUCACACACACACUGUACACACACACUGUCCUCUGCUGUGAAUAACUGAGCCUGUGUUCAUGUCUAUUGUAUUCUAUUGUUGCACAUCAGCUGAACGGCAUUGAUUGAACUUGUCACGGUGUAUUUAACUUUUUAUUAUUUUGUAUAACUCCAGGAUAAUUGAAGGUAAAGAGUAGAUAACGGUAGAAAUAAACAGCUGAACGUGA
Pseudoliparis swirei is the source of this 4639-nucleotide messenger RNA. Its product is annotated as ras-specific guanine nucleotide-releasing factor RalGPS1-like. The record is from RefSeq and is a predicted model, not a curated record. Gene Ontology annotation, molecular function: guanyl-nucleotide exchange factor activity. Gene Ontology annotation, biological process: Ras protein signal transduction; positive regulation of GTPase activity. The transcript is spliced from 21 exons. Lineage: Eukaryota; Metazoa; Chordata; Actinopteri; Perciformes; Liparidae. Bases 703 to 2436 code for a protein of 577 amino acids. Gene Ontology annotation, cellular component: plasma membrane.